Molecule: messenger RNA, 288 nt
Organism: Rotaria socialis
Lineage: Eukaryota; Metazoa; Rotifera; Eurotatoria; Philodinida; Philodinidae
Source: the annotation of a GenBank genome assembly
AUGUUUAUCAAAGGAAAAGCGGGCAAUGAUGUCAUCAAUUGUGUUGGAUCGAUUGAUGAACCGCAAUUCUAUCGAAUAAAAUAUUCUGACCAAUCUGAACAUCGCUUUCGAUAUCGAAACUCCGAUAUAUGCGUUACACGUGAUCAAACCUGUGAUUGUCACGAAGACUGUCCAGAAAAUGACAAUGGAGAAACUGCAUGUGUAUGGAUCAAUAAUGGGCGAGCGACUUUCUGUAAUCGAAACAAUUUUCGAUGUCGUAAUGGCGAAAUUAUAACAGGUACUGCAUAG